This is a messenger RNA of Aphanomyces astaci, 446 nucleotides long. RefSeq lists its product as hypothetical. NCBI's taxonomy places the organism in Eukaryota, Oomycota, Saprolegniomycetes, Saprolegniales, Verrucalvaceae. The coding region runs from base 36 to 392 and encodes 118 amino acids. The transcript has a single exon. The record is from RefSeq and is a predicted model, not a curated record.
AGGUCACUUUGCCUUUCUUCCCCUUCAACAACACCAUGGUCCGUUGCUUGUUGUUUGCGCCUGCCAUGGCGUAUGCUGCCGUCUGCACUCCAUCCGACUUGAUGCCCAUCGCCAGCAGCGCAAUGACGUGCUCGAGUGCGUCCGGCGUUACGGCCGCGCAACUCCAAGGCGCGGACGCGGUCACCAACGCCAUCAAAUUAUGCCAGUACCCGGCCUGCCAAGCGUUCUUCGCGUCGCUGGCGUCCCUCAAGUGCACGGAUGCUGCUGGCAACCCCGUGUCGGGGGCCAGCGGAGUGUGCAGCGCACUGCCUAAAAGCACUGCCGUGUCCACGUUCCUCGCUAGUGGUGCAGGUGCCGUUGCAUUAGCUGUCGCUGCAUCGUUCACAUGUUAAGUUCACGAUCAAUUCUGAAAUAAUGUAACUUAAAUACCACCGUUUGUUACGGUA